AUGCCAGGCUUGAGAAGUCGUGCCACGUGGGCACCACUGCUCCUGAAGUCGUCCAGCAUCAGGUCCUGUGCCAACGGCUGUUCUCUUGGCAUCACAGCACAUCUCACCUAUGCCAACACUGAGGCCGAACCAGUGGAGGGUGUCUUUGUGUACCCUCUGGAGGAGAAGGAGGUGGUGGUUGGUUUUGAGGCGGUGGUCUCAGGUCGGCUGGUCAGCGUGCAGAUCCAGAGUCGUGGGAAACUGGAGGACUGCUGUCUGGACUGCUGCCCGGGCUCGCUGCUCGAUGCCCAGUGUGGGAACGGCAAAGACUGGUGCUGCUGCAGAAACGCUGGAGGUCUGGACAUGCAGUGCUCCAACGGACAUCUUUUACUGGAUGAAGAUCUGGAAAGAGGCACCUUCAUCAUUGGCACUGGGCUCAUCAGUCCAAUGGAGAUAGUCACAGUCAUCAUCAGCACCACCCUGGAACCCCCUACGCUGGAGAAUGGCGCAAUCCGCCUGGUGUAUCCCACAGUGCUCACACCAAUUGUCAGAGCCAGGAUGCAACCAAGUAAAAGUGAAAAUGGGGGAAAGUCAGAUGAAAAUGGCCCGACAAAGUGUUUCGGCGCCACGUCCGGUAAGCAGGAGCGUUUGCUGGGCGGUGCCAGUCAGCAGUGUGCCCAUGCCAUCUUCACCAGCCCUGCCACCAACCUGUCGCCGUACGAGCUAAGCUUCCAGCUGCUGGUGAGAGGAGCCUGUCUGCUCGCCGGUCUGGAGAGCCCCACCCAUGCCCUGCGAGCCGACGCUGACCCCAGCGCCCAGUCGGCCUCCGCCACUUACAUCACCUUGGCGGAGGAGCAUCCGUACGACCGACAUUUGGAGAUCAUCCUACACCUCAGUGAACCUCACAGCCCAUUGGUCAUAAUGGAGAGGGGCCGGGUCACCUUCGGCGAAUAUGAACAGCAGAUCGUCGCUCGCCGCGAUUUCAUUCGCUGUGCCCGCAAGGAGGCGGAGCCAGAGAAGAGGCUGGAGUUUGUGAGGAAGCGAUACCAUAAAGACAUCUUGUGCAACCCGGUUCUGAUGCUGAAUUUUUGCCCGGACCUUUUGAGCGAACCGCUGGAGCUUCAUCAGGCCUCCAGAGAACUCCUCUUCCUCGUCGACCGCAGUGGCAGCAUGAGCGCGGCCAACAUGAACAAGAUUAAAGAGGCCAUGCUGGUCGCCAUCAAGAGUCUGCCCCCUGGUACCAUGUUGAAUAUCGCUGGUUUCGGCUCCUCCAUCAAAGCCCUCUUCAGCUCCAGCCAGCCCUGUACAGACGUCAGUCUCACUCAGGCAUGUGACUAUGUGCAGAGACUGAGGGCUGACAUGGGCGGGACUAACCUGUUGGGAGCGCUGUCCUGGGUUUACCAGCAGCCUGUCCACCGGAGCUGCCCACGACAGCUCUUCAUCAUCACAGACGGCUCUCUCAGCAGCGUGGGUAAAGUACUGGAGCUCGUCAGGAGGAACUCAUGUAACGCCAGGUGUUUCGGCAUUGGUCUGGGUCCUCGUGCAUGCCGAAGGCUUCUCCAAGGCGUUGCCAAGGUGACCGGAGGCAGCACUGAGUUUCUUAGCGAGGAGCAGAGACUGCAGCCCAAGCUAAUCAGAAGUCUGAAGAAAGCGCUAGAACCUGUCCUUACGGACGUACGUAUAGACUGGUACGUUCCAGACAAUAUGGAAGCUCUCCUCUCACCCAAUGAGAUCCCUCCGCUCUACCCUGGGAAUCGUCUGAUUGGUUACUGCACCCUUUAUGACGUAUCUGCAUUCCGAAACAGGAAGUAUGAGGGGCGGAGUCACGGGUUUAAGGGCGUGUCCCGCGGCUCCGUCAGCUCGGUGUUCGGCCAUUCUCAGGAUGAGAUCUCCUCCCCGUUGGCUGGGGAGCUGCUGCAGGCGGUGGCUGCUCCCGCUGAGGGGGAGGACAUGGAGGAGGCCCUGCGUGAGAUCUCACGAGAGAUCUCCUCUGAGUUCUCCUGCGCCAGAGCCCCGGACAGCAACACCAACGCCACGGCUGAGUUUGAGGGCUUCAGUGACGUGCGGAGGCGUAUUCAGCAGGAGCAGUAUGUGCAGGAGCAGUAUGUCCUCACACACUGCUCCCUGAGCAGCGAGCGGGGCCUCCCGUCCUGCUCUCCCGCCUCCGAACCCUCCGUCCCCGCCGUGGACACCGGCUCCCUGCCUCAGGGCCUGGAGAAGGUGGUCCCGCCCGAACCCCGCGGCCUCUCCCGCUGGGAGACGCCAUGGCAACAGACCCCCCCCUCAGACAACACAGACCCAGGAGCAGGGCGGGCAGGCAGGCCUCCCGACAGGGAGGAGUCCAGACGCAGACAGAGGGCCUUGGCUCGCUCCGCCAUGUCCGGACGUAGCUUCUCCUCCCCGCAGGGCGAGCUGGACAUGCAUCGGCUGCGGCGCGCCCUGGAGAAGGUCUCCUUUCACCAGGCCGUCAGCGGCAGACUGGAGGAGAGUGACGGAGAACUACAGAGCAGUCACAGCCCACGACACGACAUCUCACACAGGAGCCUGACGGAUUCCAAUGGUCUGCUGUUCCCCGCCUCUCCUCUGGACUGGGACAACUUCACUGAUCCAGAGAGCUUGUUUGCAGCUGCUCCUCCAGACGAGUGCCAGGCUGCGCAGAUGCAGUGCCGUUCCGUCAUCCACGGCCUGCUGGGAGAGAAACCCAUCACCUGGGAGGUCACUGUCGACCUCUCCCUCCUCUGGGCCCCCGAUGGCACACAGGGCGUGACCCCCGACCCCUGGCAAGAAAUGAUCCAUCAGCUGACCGCCCGUUCUGUUAUCAGGGACUUUGAGAAUAUGGCAGAGAGAGAGUCUGACAUUGAACACGGGCCCGCUAAACGGUACCGGAUGAAAGCCAUCCAGACCAGUAAGAGCUGCAGUAUCAUCAGCAUGUACACGUCCUUCAUCGCUACCGACUCCAGCACCGGCAAAGGCCUGGCCAACAGCACGGACCCCCGCGGCGCAGGGGUGCGGUUUAGGACCAGACGCACCUCUCACGCAGGGAGCAGGAGACAGCGAUCAUACUCUGUGGGGUUUGGGCGUCGCCCGUCCAGCAGAGACAGUGAGGAGCUGGAGGACACUCUCACCUCCACAGACCGGGACGACACACCUGCUUCUCCCUGCAGUCUCACGUCCUGGGACAGCAGCACAGGGGGAAGCGUGUAUCCUGCUAGCCCCCCGGCCACAUCCACGCGUUCCCAGCGCUCUGUAGACAGUCGGUCUCUGGACAGCUUCUUUGGCUCCAGGUUCAACUUGGGCAGACUACGGACCAGUAACGCCUCAGGGAAACAGGCCCCGCUGAAACCCCACUGUCUGUCAGCCGAAUCUGAGAAACACUCGGAUUCUGACGCCCCCGAUUACCUGCCUCUCGUUCGUCUCCAGUUGGCGUCGGGGGCUUUUCUCCUGACUGAGGUUUACUGUGAGUGUGUCCAGAUUCCUCUGGACCGCCUGAAGAGAGCCUCGCCGUACCUCAGCCACCGACACAGCCUGAGUCCCCCUUACCGCUGCACCUCUCCCCCUACCUCAGCCCCCAGUUCCAGAGCUAGCGCCCUCCAGGGGCCGGAGGACCAAAUCACGGCGCCCACCGUCAGGCCUUCCAGGAACAGCCAACGUGGUUGCCAUGACCGCGAGGCGCCUAUCACCACCAUUCUCUCAGACCCGCCGAGCUCAGAGGACGGGUCUCCGGAACCGGUGGGCGGGCUCCCGCAGGCCGACAGCGGGCGUGGCUCCGAGACAGACAUAUGCGAGGGUUCGCCGGUGGAGCCGACGGAACUUCAGGGCGACCAGUUGGCCCAAACGGAUUUGGAGGGCUCGACCUGGGCCACAGCGGUGGCCCUGGCCUGGCUGGAGCACCGGUGCGCCGGGUUCUUUGUGGAGUGGGAGCUGGCGGCGGCAAAAGCUGAUUUUUGGCUGAGGUGUCAGUCAUUACCUGAGGGCGUGGACUUGGCUGGGUUGAGGGCGGCGGCUAGGCAGCUCUUCCUGCUGUUGCGUCACUGGGACGAAAAUAUCAAAUUCAACAUGUUGUGUUACAACCCCAACAACAUGUGA
This is a messenger RNA of Chanos chanos (milkfish), 4065 nucleotides long. RefSeq names its product von Willebrand factor A domain containing 5B2 (gene vwa5b2). The record is from RefSeq and is a predicted model, not a curated record. Bases 1 to 4065 code for a protein of 1354 amino acids. The transcript is spliced from 21 exons. NCBI's taxonomy places the organism in Eukaryota, Metazoa, Chordata, Actinopteri, Gonorynchiformes, Chanidae.